Messenger RNA from Coregonus sp. 'balchen', 4666 nucleotides. The record is from the annotation of a GenBank genome assembly. Lineage: Eukaryota; Metazoa; Chordata; Actinopteri; Salmoniformes; Salmonidae.
AACUAAUUUAAUGAGUAAAUAGCUUGCGACCAAUUCAAAUUCAAUUCCCAUACACUAGCUAGCAAUCUAGCAAGCAGGUCGGUCGGUCACUGCCAGUUCUCCAUAUCUGACCCUCCCAUUUCUGUAAAAAUAGGAAAUAAGAUUACUAUUUGCAACAAUUUAAAGUACACAUUAUGGCUAAUUUGCUCUCCAUGCAGUUUUGUGCUACACUCAGAAAAUCUGGGAAUCUGAAGCCUCUGAGAAGCACUACUAAAGCACUGACAAACCAGCGAAGCUACAGUAGCAAAGAUGGAGAGUACCUGCAUAAAAGCAUUGUACCUACAAUGCACUACCAGAAGAGUUUACCCAGGUGUGUAAACAAAAGUUAAUUUAAUUUCUAGCAUGUUCUGAGUUUUUUUUAGCUUACUUCUACUUACCUCUUGCCCAGUACCCACUGUUGUUACUAUCACACCUUCUAGUCAAUAACAUAAAUUAUCUCAUAUAUAAUUUCUAAAAGUAGGUGACUGUUCAUGUCACUAAAGGGAAUGUAGGUGAAAGUGCACUAGGUUUUGAAUGAGAAUAAAGGACGGCCACUGGGGGGAGCUGUACCAGAACACAGCAGGGCUUGAGACAAUGACAAGUCACAUAUUGUCAGACAUACUGCUGUAAAAAGAUACAUGAUGCACUGACAAAGUUACACAUUAAUAUGAGAUUCAAUACGAUUCAAUUUGUAUCAUGUUUUGAUUUAAUGAGAUGCAAAUUCCACAGGCUACCAGUUCCAAAACUGGAGGAUACAAUCAAAAGGUAUCUGGCUGCUCAACGGCCUCUUCUCGAUGACGACCAAUUCAGGUAAGCACCAGUCAUUUGCCAGAUAGACACUUAACACUUGAGGUGAUGCCUUGUAAAUAAUAAUGUGUCACACACAAUCAACUCCUUAAAAUAUGUUUGCAGUACCACAGAGAAACUGGCCCGUGACUUUGAGAAUGGAGUGGGAAAACAACUGCAUGAGGAGCUGGUAGCUCAAGACAAGCAGAACAAGCACACCAGCUACAUCUCAGGUAUAGGUUUCCCAUGUUGACAGAAACCUCACAAUAUUAACUUGCAUGUUACUUUGCUUUAACCAUUGCUUUCAGAGAAACCUGUAUUUUCCAUGGUAUGGCAACUGCAUCGCUCUCGAUUGCAUGGCGCUACAGAGGGUGGUGCGGACAGCCCAGUACAUCACUGGGGCUGAGCUCCCUGCCAUCUAGGACCUCUAUAUCAGGCGGUGUGAAAGGAAGGCCCGGAAAAUUGUUAGACUCCAGACACCCAAGCCAUAGACUGUUCUCUCUGCUUCCGCACGGCAAGCGGUAUCGGAGCAUCAAGCCAUAAGACUGCUAAAUAGCUAACAAAAUGGCUACACGGACUAUCUGCAUUGAACCUUUUAUUAAAAUGUUCUCUCUGCACAUACACAUUAACACUGACACUCCAACUCACACACACUUAAUUUACUCACACACACUCAUACUGACUCUACACAAACGCACACACACUCAACAUACAAUCAUCAUACACACUGCUGCUGCUCUGUUUAUCAUAUAUCCUGAUGCCUUGUCACCUUACCCCUAUACAUAGCUAACCCUACCACUCCAGUAUCCCUGCACAUUGUAAAUAUGGUAUUGGCACUGACCCUGGAACUGACCCUAGCUUGCUUACUUUCUCAUGUUCUUCUUAUUUAUAUUCUCUUAUGUUUUUGUUCUACUUGACUUCUUUUUUUUGUAUAGUACUACUGCAUUGUUGGGAGAGAGCAAGCAACAAAGCCAUUUCACUGUGCUAGUGCACGUGACAAUAAAAACUUGAAUGCUAAUCUUAACUUGUCUCAUUAAAUCCUCCUCCUAGCCCCAUGGUUUGACAUGUACCUCUCAGCGCGGGACUCUAUAGUGCUGAACUUCAACCCCUUCAUGUCCUUCAACCCGGACCCCAAGACGGAGUACAAUGACCAGCUAGUGCGAGCCACCAACAUGGUGGCCUCCGCUGUGCGCUUCAUGAAGACACUCCGCGCUGGACUCCUGGAGCCCGAGGUGUUCCACCUGAACCCAGCAAAGAGCGACACGCACGGCUUCAAGAAACUCAUCCGCUGGGUCCCCUCAUCCCUGUCCUGGUAAUGAAAGGGACAGAUACUUAAAACAUUGUAUAAUUAACAGCCAGAUGCAUUGCACCGUCAUACCUUAGCUUGUGCUAAUUGGCAGGAUCAGUCCCUAGAUGGGCUUUAAAAUGAGUGAAAAAGAACAGACAACAAAACAAGUAACUAAUGAAAACAAACAACAUAUUUAAAAAAAUCACAAGUGGUUACAUUCUUGAUGUUUUUUAAUUUAUAGGUAUGGAGCUUUCAUGGUGAAUGCCUACCCUCUGGACAUGUCUCAGUACUUCCGCCUCUUCAAUGCCACUCGCAUCCCUAAGCAAGGGAAAGACGAGCUCUUCACAGACCCAAAAGGACGGCACCUUCUGGUGAUGAGGCAAGGCAACAUGUAUGUGUUUGACGUGAUGGACCGCGAUGGGAACCUGGUGAAGCCAGGGGAGAUCCAGGCCCACCUGAAACACAUCCUGUCGGACCCGACCCCGGCUGCGGCCCACCCCCUGGGGCUGCUGACCAGCGAGAACAGGGACACAUGGGCAGUGCUGAGGGAGAAGCUACUGGCCGCUGGGAAUGGAGAGGUUAAUAUUGUGUUAUCCUUCAAGUUUGUAAUGUUUGUUAUGUAACUUUGUCUUGUCUUUUAGCAUUAGAUAAUAUUUGUUUUACUAUUGAGGACCAAGUGAUAUCCUCUGGGAUCAGAUGCACAUCUUGUUAAUGUAUGUAUUAUUAUUUUUUAUCCAAAAUUAAAAUUCAAUUCAGGUGCUGGGUCUUGUAGACAGCGCCCUCUUCUGUCUCUGUCUGGACGAAGAGAGCAUGAAGGACCACAUCCACGUCUCCCACAACAUGCUGCACGGGGACGGCACCAACCGCUGGUAUGACAAGUCAUUCAGCAUCAUCAUGGCCAAAUGCGGAAACGCCGCCAUCAACUUUGAGCACUCGUGGGGCGACGGCGUGGCCGUGCUGCGCUUCCAGAACGAGGUGUUCAAGGACUCUACGGAGAACCCUCUGGUGAACCCUGGCUCCCAGCCUGCAGCCGUGGACUCAGCCUCCGCCGUGAGGAGACUCCAGUUCAACUUGGACGCAGAGCUGGAGAACGGGGUCUCCAAGGCCAAAGAUAACUUCCAUGCUGCUGUUUCUAAACUCACCAUUGACGCCAUGCAGUUCAUGAAGGUAAAUGGAUCGGUUGUUUAUUGUAGCACUGAACCCGACCAUUGUUAAAACUUGAUGCAACUGCUUUGCACUUUGAUGUUUAUUGUUGCUGUCCCCCCCCCCCCCCCCCGUCCUUUGUAUGUUUUAAACGUAUUGCUGCUGCUGACAAAUCAAUUUCCCCUUGGGGAUGAAUAAAGUAAUGAUCUAGAUCUAUCAAUCGAAGGGCGGGAAGGAGCAGCUGAAGAAGAAGAAGCUGAGUCCGGACGCCAUCGCUCAGUUGUCAUUCCAGAUGGGCUUCCUUAGGCAGUAUGGACAGACGGUGGCCACAUACGAGUCCUGUAGCACCGCAGCGUUCAGACACGGUCGUACAGAGACCAUCCGGCCUGCUACCAUACACACACAGCGCUGUGCUCAGGCCUUCGUGCAACAGCCAGGAAAACACAGCAUUGACCAACUGAUAGGCAUGCUGAGCGAAUGCUCCAAAUAUCACGGGCAGCUCACCAAAGAGGCAGCCAUGGGUGAGUGCACUACAUUUUUCUACAGAUGUUUGAUUGACUAUACCAUUAAUAUACUGUUGACUUUAUUUAUUCACACAAAAGAAGUGAAACAGAAUUGUGCAAGGUGAGAAAAUAAACCAUAGAGGGCUUCAUGUAAAUUAGCUUAUGGUCUCAAAUGUUACCAAUGUCAUUUCCACAUAUUAACCCUGUUUCUCUGCAUUUUCCCCACCAGCCCAAGGCUUCGACCGGCACCUGUUUGCCAUGAAGUACUUAGCCAACUCCAAGGGCCAGGCCCUACACAGCUUGUACCAGGACCCAGCCUACGCAGCCAUCAACCACAACAUCCUCUCCACCAGCACUCUUACCAGCCCUGCUGUUAACCUGGGAGGCUUUGCACCUGUGGUGCCGGACGGCUUUGGGGUGGGCUACGGCGUCCAUGAUGAGUGGAUCGGAUGUAAUGUGUCUAGUUACCCAGAGCGUAAUGUUCAUGAGUUCCUGCAGUGUGUUCAUAAGUCUUUAGAGGACAUUUUCUCUGUUCUUGAAGGAAAGCCUCUCAGCUAAAGAAAAGUCCAUCUGACUUUUACCGCCACUACAAAUGCAAAAUUCUAACUUCCACUUCAGUAGAAUUUUCACCCAGUUACCCAUUCACAUCAAGUGAAAAUUCGAUUGUAGUGGAAGUUGGGAUUCGCCACGGGGUGAUUUCGACUGCAGUUGUAUAGUACAUUGGGGUGAAUGUCAGGUUUUAAAGGCACUUUCCCUCAAGCGUAGAGUGUGGGUUGGAAGUGAUGGUAUGGAUUAAUAAGAGGGGAUACCGAACACAAGCUCUGCAUGGCUCAGUAGAGGGAAUAUUCCUAUACUGUCAGGUAGAUAACUAUGAAUGUCCAUAUCAAAUUCAUAAUAGAUGCCCAAGGAAAUACCAAUCAAAUACAUU